ACCCGCAGCCAACCCCUACAAGUACAACAGAGGGGAAUCUGACACUGACUUCCCCUUUUUCCCUCAGUGCUAUGUCCUAGGAGGCUUGCACACUCCCAAUUUCUUCCCCUUCUUCGCUCGUGGUAUGUUCCAGGAGAGCACUGUAAACCAGUCUGACUCCUCCCCCGCUUUCACAUCGUGUGGUAUCUGCCAGGAGAGCACAGCUACUGGUACGUCUGCGUCUUUCCAGAGGCCCCCCUUCAGCUUCUCUGAACAUCAUUACACAGAUCCAGAGUGCAGAUCCAAAGACCUCCUCCUCCAGGAAGACCGCCCAAAAGAACGCCGCCACCCAUGCUCCCCGCCACUGAGACAGCUCCGCGGCUCUGCUCUGUGUACAAUAGAGUGAUUCAACAAUUUGGUUUCUUGGAGUCUCUGUUGAGCCUGUGGGCCAGACCCCACAGUGGAGGCUGCAGGAACUGUCUUCUGGCCUCAGCAGCUCAGCUCUGAUUGAGUCCACGGAGCCCACUUGGCUUCAGGCUCGUGGGAGGAGCAUCAGCAAGAGAGCUGGAGGGCUGAUGCCCAACAGGAACAUGCCAGCCAACUGGAGUUCUCCUGGGCCAUCCCUGGCUCGAGCUGUGGGGAGAUGUGACAACUCCUGUGAGGUCUCCGUGUCAUUCGAGGAUGUGACUGUGGACUUCAGCAGGGAGGAGUGGCAGCACUUGGACCCUGCUCAGAGACGCCUGUACCAGGAUGUGAUGCUGGAGAACUACAGCCACCUGCUCUCAGUGGGGUAUGAAGUUCCCAAACCAGAGGUCAUCUUCAAGUUGGAACAAGGAGAGGAGCCAUGGAUUUUGGAGAGAAAAACCCCACAUCAAAGCUGUUCAGAUGGGAGGUUUGGGAUUAAGACCUCACAAAAAAGAAUUUCUGGAAAAGCUUCAUUUCAUAGUGAGAUGGAGGGUGAAGAUACAAGAGAUGAUUCAUUGUAUUCCAUUUUAGAAGAACUGUGGCAAGAUUCUGAACAGAUAAAGAGAUAUCAGGAAAAACAGAGCAAACCUCUGAGUCAUGCUGCUUUCAUCCAUAAGAAAGUACUGAAUACAGAGUGGGAUUUUGAAUAUAAAGACAGUGGAAAAUUUGUUCAUCCAAGCCCAAAUCAUAUUCCUUCACAGAAAAGACCCCAUAAAUGUGACUCAUUGGGAAAGAGUUUUAGGCAUAAUUUGGACAUACGUAUUCCUAGUAAAAACAAUGCAACAAAGAACUUUGAUAAAAAUACUGGACAUGGUCAAGUUUUCACACAGAGCUCUUCUUGUACUAACCAUGAAAAUACUCAUACAGGAGUCCAAUUCUGUGAAAGUAAUCAGUGUGGAAAAGUCCUCGGUCUCAAACAGGCAUUCAGUCACAAUCUGAAGCUUCCUGUUGGGGAGAAAGCAGAUAUGUGUUCUGAAUUUGGGAAGAUCUUCACCCAGAAGUCACACCUCUUUGCACCUCAGAGAAUCCACACUGUGGAAAAACCUCAUGAACUUAGCAAAUGUGUAGAUGUGUUUACACAGAAGCCACUACUCAGUAUAUAUCUGAGAGUUCAUAGAGAUGAAAAACUGUAUAUAUGUACUGAAUGUGGGAAGGCAUUCAUCCAGAAUUCAGAACUAAUUGUGCAUAAGAAGACUCAUACUAGAGAAAAACCCUAUAAAUGCAAUGAAUGUGGAAAAUCAUUUUUCCAGGUGUCCUCUCUACUUAGGCAUCAGACAACUCACACUGGAGAAAAACUCUACGAAUGCAGUGAAUGUGGGAAAGGCUUCUCCCUGAACUCAGCCCUCAACGUACAUCAGAAAAUUCAUACUGGAGAGAGACACCACAAAUGCAGUGAGUGUGGGAAAGCCUUUACCCAAAAGUCAACACUCAGGAUGCAUCAGAGAAUUCAUACAGGAGAGAGAUCUUACAUAUGUACUGAAUGUGGGCAGGCCUUCAUCCAGAAGGCACACUUGAUUGCCCAUCAAAGAAUCCAUACUGGAGAGAAGCCUUAUGAAUGCAGUGACUGUGGGAAAUCUUUCCCUUCUAAGUCACAACUCCAGAUGCAUAAGCGAAUUCACACAGGAGAGAAACCCUAUAUAUGCACUGAAUGUGGGAAGGCCUUUACCAACAGGUCAAAUCUCAAUACUCACCAGAAAUCUCAUACAGGAGAGAAGUCUUAUAUAUGUGCUGAAUGUGGAAAGGCCUUCACCGACAGGUCAAAUUUCAAUAAACACCAGACAAUUCAUACCGGAGAGAAACCCUAUGUUUGUGCUGAUUGUGGGAGGGCCUUCAUCCAGAAGUCAGAGUUAAUUACACAUCAGAGAAUUCAUACUACAGAGAAGCCUUAUAAAUGUCCUGAGUGUGAGAAAUCCUUCUCCAAGAAACCACAUCUCAAAGUACAUCAGCGAAUUCACACAGGAGAGAAACCAUACAUGUGUGCAGAAUGUGGGAAGGCCUUCACUGACAGGUCAAAUUUCAAUAAACACCAGACAAUUCAUACUGGAGAUAAACCCUAUAAAUGCAGUGACUGUGGAAAGGGCUUCACUCAGAAAUCGGUCCUGAGUAUGCAUCGCAAUAUUCAUACAUGAAAGUAACCCUUUUUCUUACAAAUGAGGAAAGCCUUAUCACAGAAGUCAGGUCCAAGUGUGUCAUAAAACUCAUCCAAGACAGAUCCUGUAUGAAUACACUGCAUGAUAAAAAGCAUCCAUCAGCCUCUCUCCCUGAGAUAAGAAAAAUUAUUCAAAAGAGACCCUCUAAGAAUGCAUUGAAUAAAAGGGACUUCUCAUAUUUGCAUGGUCUCACAAAAUAUAAUAGAAUUCAUACUGGGAAGAAUGCUGUCAGUUUGAUGCAUUCAGAAAAGCCUCCCUAUAGAAAGUAUUAUAAGGCAAAUUGUUACCAAAUUCUUUAUAGAUGGAGUGAGCAAAAGUAUGUAAAUGACAGUCAUGUUUACUGUGUCAUAUUAAGCAAUGUAAAGUGGCAACAAAAUGAAAGGAAGAACAACAAAAUAAUGUAUUUGAUGUGUAGACCUACUCUCAGUUCUUCAGGGUGUUUGUGGCAGAACACAUUACACAACAGGAGGAAUCGUUGAAUUGAAAUUCUUUUUGGAAUUUAAUAUAAUUGUGUCUGUCCAAUAUCUUUCCUAUUGAAUCCUCCUGUGAAUCCACAGUUUUCAAGUCAUUAUGGUUUUAUAUAUACACACAUCUGCAGAUAUAAUCUCACUUGAACACAUAAAUAUAAUCCUAUAAUUCAUGCUGGUUUCCACGACAGUUUAUCUUCUUUCCUUGUGGUACAAUGCAAAAUAGCCACAGACCUCUCCCAUCCUUUUAUGCAUGUUACUCUUUUUUUUUUUUCUUUGAUUAAGAGGUAGAGCUCUCUCUACUCCUUGACUCUUGAGCUUGGCCAUGUGAUUUGCUCUGGCCAAUGUACAUUAGCAAAGAGAUUCAAGAGGCUGGAGAAAAAUCAGCCUUGAGCCUUGUCUUCUCUUGCUGCUCUCUGGAAUUCUGAGAACUUCAUGUGAAGAAACUCAAGAGUAUUCUGCUGGGGCAUGAGAAACCACACAGAACAGAGAUGAGCCAGCACAGAUGAGGCCUCUUAGAACAACUGCCAGGCAGGAGAGUGAGACCUUCCUCAACCUCCAGCCCCUGCCAAACUGGCCCACACCGAAAGAGCCAUACCAGUUACCCCAGCCAACCUGAAGAAUUAUGAGAUACAUAAAAUGAUUAUUGUUUUAAGCUACUAAGUUUUGGGUACUUUGUUGCACAGAAAAUGCUAAGUAAUACCUAAAAGUGUAUACACAUCGGGGCUGGGGGUGGAUUAUACAAAACAUAAGAUGUGGCAUUAGCUCUGGGCCUGGGUGGCAGGUGGAGACUGGAAACAAUGAGGAAAACUGUUAAGAAAGGCUGGAAAAGAUGGCAGCUCAUGUUAUUUACUAGGGAAAAGAAUAGCAAAACAGCAUGCUCUGUGAGAAGAUAGAGAAUAUACCAAAUGAACUUGUGGAGAAUGUUGGAAAUACCAAUUUGCUUCUUUUUAGCUGCAUACGGUGAGGUACCAGGAGAGAGAUGAACUAAGGAAAUAACUGUUCCAUUUACAAGCAGAAUUCAGAAGAAAUACCAAAAAAAGCCAGGACUUGCUGGGUUGGAAAAUAACUAUUUCUCACACAUCUCCAAGUCUCUCCAGCCAUCAAAAUAUUCUCACGGUGAAAAAUGGUCUCAGGGUAGAGAUCAAAUCAUGGAUGCAGCUAUAAGACCCUUUGUUAAAAUGUGUGAAAUAUUUGAGUUGGUGUUUGGGAGACUCUCUCAGCUAAACCCAAAGGCUUCUAAAAACUUCAUGACAUUGUCCAGUAGCCUGAAACAUUGCUAAAGUAGAGAGGGGCCUGUUGUAAAAAGAAUUGUCAAUGUGGCAUUUGGGGCAUGGACUAAAUACAGACGAGAUUUGUGGAACACCUUUAAGUUUCUAAUAGAGUUUUACUACCUCCGGGUUGGACUUAAAGGAAUUGAAACAGUCCAAAAUGAAAAGCAGCCUUGGACUACCUUCUCUAACUUCUAUGAACAUGAAGCAAGCAGAGAAAGUUACUCAGCUGCCAUUUCUUAUGGGAAAAGAAGGAUGUCUCAGAGAGAAGACCCAAGAACAAUAUAUUAAAAUGGACUGGGAAGCUAUUCCCAGGUAGAACUGUGACCCAGUCGAGAAACAUCUGCCACUGGAGCAGGGAGACCUGACGACAUUUGUUCUGUGCGACUUCAGAAUUGUUAUGGAACAGUGACUAAGAUGUGCCUCUUGUUCCUCCCUUCUUUUAAAUGAGAGUAUCUACUGCAGUUCACAGUCCCUGUCUCACCAGUGUGUGUGUGUGUGUGUGUGUGUGUGUGUGUGUGUGUAUGGGGGGGUGAUGGUCAUAUAACUUGUCAUUUAGCUCACAGGUCGCUGGAUCAAGAACCUAAGAAAUUGCACCCAAGGAGCUUCAGCCACAUCUGAACCUGAUACAGAAGACUUGAGGUCUUGGAUUUGAGCCUGAUGCCCUAAUUUGGGAUGAGACAUUUGGAGGUCUUGGAAUGAGGGUGAACAUAUUUUGCAUGGUGUGGUAAUAUAAAUAAUGACCAGAAGGUAGAUUGUGUUAGAUAGAAAAAUGUUACAAAUUUCUACCCUUUCUAUAUGUGUGUCCCUUUUCAAUCUUUAUUUUGCUUUGUGUUUCAGUUGGGGUAAUUUCUAUUAACCUAUCUUCAAGUUCACGAAUUUUAACCCCUACCCUGUUCGAUCUGUUUAACCCCUACUUCUGUUAGGGCUACUGAUGAACCCAAUUAAAGGCAUUCUUCAUCUGAGUUAUGUUUUCUUUAUUUCUAGUAUUUCCAUUUGACUCUUACAGUUUUCAUUCUUCUGCUGAAAUUCCCCAUCUGUUCAUACCUGUUGUUCACAUUUCCCACCAUCCCCUUUAACACAUUAAUCAUUGUUAAUUUCAAUUCCCUACUUGAUAAUACUAACAACUGGGUCAGCUGAGUCUGGAUUUUUUUAUUGCUCUGUCUCUUAACAGUGGACUGUUUAUUCUUGCUGUUUUGCAUCUAAUAAUUUUUGGCUGAAUGUUAGAUGUUGUAUGUAGGAGAAUAGAAACUGAGGUAAAUAAUAUUUAUUCCUGGAAAUAGUUACGACUGCUCUUCUGACAAAUCAUUAAGGGGGGAGGGGGUGAGUCCACCUAGUCAGAAUUUGGGCUGGGUUUAGGUUUUGUUGCUGUGGUACCUUCAUUGUACCAUAGACUUCAAAUUUCUCAAAUAUUACCGUGGGCUUAGGGUAGGCACUGGUUUUCCAGAUAAUUUUUCUCAAUAUUCUUGUACCACCCUUGCCUUUAGGCCUUUCCUGUGUUCCUGCAUCUCAGGGAGGAUCUCUCUCCAUGCCCGUGUCUCUCCCUUAGUAAUAGACUGCUGUUAUUACUUGGGUCUUGGUGACCUAAUGAAUAGGGGUCAGGAGUAGUCCUGGGCCAACCCCAGUUUUAGGCAGGACUUGUAUCCCUAGGUCUUGAGGGUGGAGUUUUUUUUUUUUUUUUUCCCCAUUGGUAAACGGCCUUUAGUGGUCUCAGCUCAGGAUGAUUACCCGCCCUUCCCCCAUGAAUGGAAGUUUUUUUUUUCCCUUUUCCUUUUUCUCUAGCCACAGCAGAUCUGCACCUGUAUCCUGGGGGUGACUGGGUUUGCAUCACUUCCCCCAGUGGUUUAAGGCUUUUGUUCUGUAAGGAAGUAGGGUCCCAUUGGGGCUUUGUGCCAUUUCUCUAUCAGCAGCUGUCCCCUUGCAGGCCUGCACCACUGAGAGAGGCUUUCUCCAGUCUCCUUCCCUACCCCCAUUAUUACUGGUGAGCAUCCAGUGGAGGUCUGUAGCAAAGAGCCUGCAAGUGAAGGCCGACUGUCCUUAGGUCUCCAGUUCUCAGGGGUUCUAUAUUCUCAUACUAUCCCACACUCAGCCUUUAAAAUUUCAUUAAAACCUCUUGCUGAAAUCUUGCUGCUAUGGCGGACCCAUCUUCCUUCUUGCUUUGCCACAGGUGACCCAGUGACAACUUCCUAUCUCCUUUGAGGCACUUGUCUUAUACGUCAAGCUAAUUGGUUGCUCUAUGGUCUUAGUUCUUUGAUGAGUUCAAGAAAAGUUAUGAUUUUGUAGAUUGCCCAUAUUUUUUUCUUAUUAUAAGAAUGGGAGCUAUGCUUUUUCCAGAUGUCUACAUCCCAGGCAGAAGACAGAAGUCUGGAUGGUCUCCUUUGGCCAUUAACAUAAAAAUAUAUGCCCCCCUUUCAAUGUGACUCUUCCACUUCACCCAUCAGGAGAUGGAGUCCAUUUCUCCAACCCUUAAAACUGGGCGUGGCCAUUUCUUUGGCCAAUGGGACAUUAGCAAAUACGACACAAGCAGAUGUUUGAGAAGUGCUUACACAUUGAGGUUUGCCCACUUUUGCUCCUCUUUGGAAUCCUAAGGACAAGUGUGAAAAGGCCCAGGUUGUGCUAUUAGGUGAUGAGAGACUUCAUGGAGCAGUGAUGGAAUAGAGAUGAACCAUCCCAGUUGAGGUUCCCGACACCAACCAGAUUUUCAUCUGCCAGACAUGCAAAUGAAGCUAUACUAGCCAUCCAACCCUGGUCAAGCCCACUGUGGUCAGUAGCAUCUGAGAUGACCCUGCACGAUCCUCAUUUCCUGGUAUCCACACCUUUGUAUAAUCCCCUCCUCGAGCUUGGGCUGGAUUUAGUGACUUGGUUCUAGUAAAUAGAAUGAAGCUGAGGUAAUGGGAUGUCACUUCCAGGGUUAGGUUACAGAGAAACUGUGGCUUCUGUUUCGGGUACUCUCUCAGAUGGCUCACCCUAGGGGAAGCCAGCUGCCAUCUCAUGAGGCAGGUCUAUGGAGAGACCCAUGUGAGUGAGUUUGGGAGCAUAUCCUCCCAGGCUAGCCUUCAGAUGAGACCAUAGCCCUAAAUGACAACUUGGCUGCAACCUUAUGAAGAUCUUCAGCCAGAGACACCCUUCUGAGCCUCACCUGAAUUCCUGACUCACAGAAACUGUGAGAUAAUAAAUACUUGUUGUUUUAAGCUGCUAAAUUUUAGGGUAACUUGUUACAUAGUAAUAGAUUAGUAAUACACUGGCGCAGAAUAGAAAAGCUCUGCCAUCCAUCCCACCCAUCCUGGACAACUCAUAGUAUCAUUGAUUAAGUAUUGAUUGUUUUAAGUGCUAAGUUUUGGGUGGCUUGUUACCCAGGAAAAAAGCUAACUAAUACAUUUAUUAUUUAUUGAAUUUCCUCCUCUGCUAUUCAUCUCCAACAGAUAACCAAUACUAAUCAACUACUAUGAACACUUUCAUGUUUUAAUCUGUGCUCUUAAUUAUAUAUAGACAUACAUAUGUCCCCAUGCUUAUAAUCAGAUAGAAGCUGUAUAAGGAUUGUUUUCUUCCUUAAAUUUCAAAUAUGGGAUCAUGUCAUACAACUAUCUCUGCAUCUUGCUUUAUUACUCAACAACUAUUUUGAAUGGUUGCAUGAUAGUUCAUAGGGAUGGAUAUGCAAUAAUUUAUUCAACCUUUUUCCUAUUAAGAUUUAUACACACACAUCCUUUUUUUAAACUUUUUUUGUCACUAGAAGCAAUGCUGUUAAAAAUAUUAAGAGGUAGUUUGCAUAGUGGUUAGGUAGAUGGGCUCAGGAACCAGUCUGCUAAGGUUUUAGUCCUAGCUCUACUAGUUACUGGCUAUGUUACCUUAGGCAGUUUACUUAACCUUCUUGUCCUAAUUUCUUCAGCAGUAAAGGACAUUCACACUAGUACAUAUUUCCUAGAUUUGAUAUGAAAAGUGUAUUAGCUGCUCAGGGCAAUUCUAACAAAGCACCACAACUUGAGUGGCUCAGACAGCAGAAAUUGAUUGGUCUCACAGUUACGGAGGCCAGAAGUCUGAAAUCAAGGAGUCAGCAGGGCCAUAUUCCCUCUGAAAGCUCUAGGAAAGGAACUGUUCCAUGCCUCUCUCCUAGUUUCUGGCAGCCUCAGGCAUUCCUUGGUAUUAGAUGCAUUACUCUAAUCACAUGGCCAUUUUCUCCCUGUGUAUCUUCACAUUGUGUACCCUUUGCAUGUCUGUCUCUGUGUCUAAUUUUCCCCUUCUUGUAAGGACCCAAAUCAUAUUGAAUUAAGCCCACCCUAAUGGCCUCAUUUUAACUUGAACACUUCUAUAAAGACUCUGUUUCCAAAUAAGUUUACAUUCUGAGAUACUGGGGGUUAGAACUUGGACAUAUCUUUUGGGGGGGGGACACAAUUACCCAUAACAAGAAGUUAAUGCAUUUGUUUGUAUAAAGCACUUAGAACUAUGCAUGAAGAGCAGGUCUCGAUGAAUAUUAGGUGUACCCCACUUCCUGUACCCUUUAAUUCUCUGUGCUUGGCCAGGAUAUGAGAGCUUGUUUGUGGUAUCUUAGUCUCAGCUAGUUACCUAAAGAAAAUGUACUGGGUAACUGGAAAAGCAGACCUAGGACCAAGGUUUGUGCUACCAACAUUUGAGGACCAGGCCAAGAGGAUAAUAGGAAGGAGCAGCCAGAGAGGUAAAAACAUACUAGGUGUGGGGCGCCUGGGUGGCUCAGUCGGUUAAGCGUCUGCCUUCGGCUCAGGUCAUGAUCCCGUGGUCCUGGGACUGAGCCCAGCAUCGGGCUCCCUGCUCAGCGGGAGGCCUGCUUCUC
Molecule: messenger RNA, 9136 nt
Organism: Zalophus californianus (California sea lion)
Lineage: Eukaryota; Metazoa; Chordata; Mammalia; Carnivora; Otariidae
Gene: ZNF81
Product: zinc finger protein 81
Exons: 6
Coding region: 555-2573 (672 amino acids)
Biological process (GO): regulation of immune system process; negative regulation of transcription by RNA polymerase II; regulation of cytokine production
Source: RefSeq, a predicted model, not a curated record